This is a messenger RNA of Columba livia (rock pigeon), 4254 nucleotides long. It is a transcript of the gene SMTN, whose product is annotated as smoothelin. Gene Ontology annotation, biological process: actin cytoskeleton organization. The record is from RefSeq and is a predicted model, not a curated record. The transcript is spliced from 22 exons. Gene Ontology annotation, cellular component: filamentous actin; microtubule organizing center. Lineage: Eukaryota; Metazoa; Chordata; Aves; Columbiformes; Columbidae. Gene Ontology annotation, molecular function: protein binding. Bases 137 to 3295 code for a protein of 1052 amino acids.
CGGGAGCGCGGGCGGGCCGGGCCGGAGCCGAGUGCGGGGUCGCGCCGCCUCGGCCGUCCUUUGUUGUCUCGGCCGCCGCCGAGCCUUCGGCCGGCAGCAGCGGCGGGCCCCGGCGGCGGGCGGGCGGGCAGGCAGGAUGUCCCAGGACAACCUCGUCGGCAUGGACGAGGGAGCGCUGCGGAAGCUGCUGGAGGCAACGCUGGACCUGGCUGAGCGGCGCCGCAUCCGCUCGGCUAUCAGGGAGCUGCAGCGGCAGGAGCUGGAGCGGGACGAGGAGGCGCUGGCAUCCAAGCGCUUCCGCCCCGAGCGCGGCAGCCACCGGCAGGACGACAAGGAGAACUGGCCGCGGUCCCGGCGUCUGGAGGAGGAGCAGCAGACAGCCCUGGCUGCCUUGUCCCGGCAGCUCGAAGCCAUCACCGACGUGGAGGAGCUGACAAAACUGCUGCGGGCGGCAGGUGAGUACGAGGAGCGCAAGCUGAUCCGAGCUGCGAUACGCAAGCUGCGGGCUGAGGAGAUUGAAGCUGCAGCCCUGGCUGGGAACGUGCAGAGCAGCCAGAGGGACGGCAGUGAGUGCCCUGCUGUGCCUGGGGAUGUGAAGAGCAGCCAGAGGGAUGAUGCUGAAACGCCAGCCCUGUCCGAGAGCAGGAAGAACAGCCUGAGGGACGAUACAGAGCUGACAGCCCUAGCUGGGAGCAGGGAGAGCUGUGGCGAGGGCAGUGCUGAGCCCCUGGCCACAGCCGGGAGUGGGGAGAGCAGCCAGCAGGAUGAUGCAGAGCAGUCAGCGCUGGCUGGGCCAGAGGAGAGCAGCUACAGGGGAGCUGCAGAACAACCCCCUGCCGAGGAACCUGGAGGCUCAGCGGCCCACAAGCCAGAUGAUGCAGUGAAGCAGGAACACGUCUCGGCUGGAAUGCAGGAGCUAUGCAGCCAGGAGGCGGGAGACCCCCAGAAACCCAGCACCCAGGCUGUGGUCUCCAGGACCCUCGUGCUCCCGGAGCUGCAGCUGCCCCCAGAGCCCAGCCCGGAGCCUGAAGAUGGUGGCAAGGAGCCAGAGCGGGCCCAGCUGUGUUCCCUGGGUGCUGCCCAGCCCACAGGCCAGCACCAGGCAGCCUGGAAGGAAGGGAGCCCGGGCAGCCCUGCCAGCACCCAGGAGCCGGGUGCAGGGCAAAGCCGCCGGGUGGAGCAGCCCCACCUGUGCCAGCCUGGUGCCAGCAGUCAGCUUGGUGUUGGGUUGCGUGGCCAGGUGCUGGGGCCGGCUGGGAGGCACGGGGAGCCACCCGUGGUGGCGGUGCCCACCCAGGAUAUAGCGGGGACCCAGGCUCGCCUGAACACUCACCGGUGGGAGCAAGCACCUUCCUCUCCACGCCCAGCCGGCCGCACAGAGCCGAGCCCCGCCGGGCCGCCGCGGGCAUCCUCGGUGCGGGAGCGCGCCCAGCGCUUCACCCCGACGGGUCCGGGACCGGCCCCCAGCGCGGCGGGGGCGGGCAGCGCGGGGGGGCGGGCCGGCCCCGGCCAAUGGCAGCGGGGGCCCCACACGGCCCCGCCGGGGCCCGCUCAAAACGCGCGGGCCGGCAGCGGCGGAGGCGCAGAGCAGCGCCCGGCCCCGGUCCCCGCCGGCCCCCGCCCCGGUGCCAGCCCUGGCCUUGACGGCAUGAAGACCUACUUCACCAUCGAGAUCAAGGAUGGGCGCAUGCAGCCCCUCACGCCCCGCGUCGUGGCCGCCCCCGGCGGCCAGCGGGCAGGUGGGCACCGGGCGGAGGUGACCCUGGGGCUGCGGAGCACCCCCAUCCGCAUCACCACCAUCCCCAGCAGCGGCAGUGGCGUCUGCAGCAUCAGCAGCGUCAGCAGCAAUGUCAUCAAGGACCCUUGCGCCCACUUUGAGGGCACCGAGGAGCCCAGCAGCCCUGUGGCCCAUCCGCCUGCUUUCUCCAGCAUGCGCCAGCAAUCGACCCUGCACCUCUCCAGGAGCAACAGUGGUAUGGAACCAGAGGUGGUGGAGCAGCCCCAGACGUCGAGACUGGUGGUGGAGCAGCCCCAGACGUCGAGACUGGUGGUGGAGCAGCCCCAGACGUCGAGACUGGUGGUGGAGCAGCCCCAGACGUCGAGACUGGUGGUGGAGCAGCCCCAGGCACCGAGACUGGUGGUGGAGCAGCCCCAGGCACCGAGACUGGUGGUGGAGCAGCCCCAGGCACCAAGACCGGUGGUGGAGCAGCCCCAGGCACCGAGACCAGAGCCAGAGCUGCCCAACGGCAUGGAAAAGGUCCAACUGAGGGAGCUGGAGAGAAGGAGCAAGCUGAAUAUCGAGGAGCUGAACAGGAUCGAGGAUGAGGAUGUUCUGGAUAAGAUGCUGGAUCGGACAACAGACUUCGAGGAGCGGCGACUGAUCCGAAAUGCCAUGCGGGAGCUGCGCCAGCGCAAGCGAGACCAGCGGGAGAAGGAGCGGGACCAGCGGCUGCAGGAGACAAGGAGCCAGGCAGGGAGGGCCGGCCAUGCCACCGAGACCACCACCACGCAGAGCACCCAGUCAGCCGAUGGCUCGGCACGCAGCUCCGUCACCAAGACUGAGCGUCUCAUCCAGUCUAGUGAUGGCACCAAGACCUCCCGUACCACAACCAUGGAGUCGAGUUAUCUGAAGAGAUCAGACAGUGGCAAUAGCACAUUUGUUCAAACAAAAUCAUCCUACAGCUCCUCAUCCAAGAAGACAGGCAGCAUCUUUGACCGUGAAGACGAGAGUGCCUCCAGGCAGAGCAGCCUGGCUGCGCUGGAGCGGCGUCAGGCUGAGAAAAAGAAGGAGCUGAUGAAAGCUCAGAGCCUGCCCAAGACAUCGGCCUCGCAGGCUCGCAAGGCCAUGAUGGAGAAGCUGCAGAAGGAGGGUGGGAGCUCGCCAAACCCCGCGCCAGCACGCAGCGCCGUACAGCGCUCCUCCAGCUGUGUGACCAAUGCCAACAGCAUCAAGCAGAUGUUGCUGGACUGGUGCAGAGCCAAGACCCGAGGCUAUGAGCACGUGGACAUCCAGAACUUCUCGUCCAGCUGGAGUGAUGGUAUGGCCUUCUGCGCCUUGGUCCACAAUUUCUUCCCCGAGGCGUUUGACUACAGCCAACUGACACCUCAGAACCGCCGCCACAACUUUGAAGUGGCCUUCUCCUCCGCAGAGAAGCACGCGGACUGUCCGCAGUUGCUGGACGUGGAGGACAUGGUCCGGAUGCGCGAGCCAGAUUGGAAGUGUGUGUACACAUACAUUCAGGAAUUCUAUCGCUGCCUGGUCCAGAAGGGGCUGGUAAAAACCAAAAAGUCGUAGCCCAUUUUCACCCCCCUGGGAGCGAUGGACGCUGGUGGACUGCGUGCCGUUGGUGGAGGUGGAAGACAUGAUGAUCAUGGGGAAGAAGCCAGAUCCCAAGUGUGUCUUCACCUACGUGCAGUCCCUCUACAACCACCUGCGUCGCCACGAGUUGCGCAUGCAGCAGAAACAGUGCUAGAGCCUGCCCUGCCCACCACCCCGCUGCCCCCUGCCCUCAGGGCUGCCAGUGGGCUGCUUGCCCCAGGAGGGUCUCGGGGGGACACAGGACUGGCGCUGGGGGCUCUGCCACCAGGGCAACCCCACGCCUCUGCCUCGCUGGAGCUCCCUCUGCCCUGGCUGGCUGCAGGCUGACCCUGUGGGCAGGGCAACGCAGGGCCAGGCAGGUGCUGCCAGGGAUGCUCCCCAGCUUGGCUGCCUCCUGCACUCCAGUGUGUUAAAUUAUUUGUUCUCCAGGAGCUGUUUGACCUGUGGGCAGCACCUCUGUGUCCCCGGGGAGGUCUGGGCACAGCUGCGCCAUCAGGCCCAGGGCUGGCAUGGGUCAUGGGCCGAGCAGGGUUUCGCAGCCCAGCCCAGGUCGCAGUGCGUCUGCCAGCGGCCCCUUGGCCCCUGCGAGGAAGCCCCUCUGCCCACUGUAGGCCCUGCUUGGUGCCGCCUCCCUGGGGCCGGCUCCACGGCCCUGUGCUGACACCCUGCUUCCCACUGCGUAUGUGCACCCUGGGCCACUUCCACACCAGGGGGCUGCAGCACCCGCAUGCUGGGGAGUGGGCAGGGAGGCGAGGGGCCCCGGGGGAGCGAGGGGGCCCAGGAGUGAGCUGGGACGGCAGCCCCUGCUCUCCUCCCCAGCUCAGCUCAGGGCACUAUGUGCUCAGUGCCACUCACCCCUCCACCACCAUCUCUACACCCGCGUUGACACAUGUACCAACACCAGCCAGACAAUAAAGGUUUAUUCUAUAGGGUGA